AUGAAGUCCUUCGGUGUCAUUGCCCUCGCCGCCUCGGCCUCUGCUGCUUACAUCAACGGCACUGCUCCUGCAAAUGGAACUGUCUACACGACUGAGGUUGUUACUGCAUUGACCACCGUGUGCCCUGCUGCUACCGCCGGCGCCUACACCACCACCAUUGCCAACAACGUCUACACCAUCAAGUCGGCCACCACCAUCACCGUCACCAACUGCCCUUGCACCNNCUUACUGUACGUUUCUGCUUCCUUUCAUCUUCACACGAAACGAGUACUAAUGGUUUUGUUACAGAAGCCCGUUGCUUCCAUGGCCACUGGUGGUGCUUCCAACGGCACUGCCACCACUACCAAGCCCGCCAUCUACACCGGUGCCGCUGCCAACAACAUGGUCGCUGCCGGCUACGGUAUCGCCGCCCUCGGUGCCGCUGUCGUUCUCCUGUAA
Molecule: messenger RNA, 438 nt
Organism: Aureobasidium vineae
Lineage: Eukaryota; Fungi; Ascomycota; Dothideomycetes; Dothideales; Saccotheciaceae
Source: the annotation of a GenBank genome assembly